Molecule: messenger RNA, 1464 nt
Organism: Talaromyces proteolyticus
Lineage: Eukaryota; Fungi; Ascomycota; Eurotiomycetes; Eurotiales; Trichocomaceae
Product: putative proteasome regulatory particle subunit
Exons: 5
Coding region: 1-1464 (487 amino acids)
Cellular component (GO): cytoplasm; proteasome regulatory particle, lid subcomplex; nuclear proteasome complex
Source: RefSeq, a predicted model, not a curated record
AUGUCCGAAGCCUUCCUCAAACCGGAGAAGGACUACAGCAAAGAGGCAGAUAAGAUCAUCCCCGAGGCGCAAGAGCUUGCCAAGAGCAAUGUCCAAGCCGCCAUCGACAAGCUGUCUUUGUUAGAGAAGCAAGCUCGCCAGGCUUCAGAUCUUGCUACCACCUCGCGUGUUCUAGUUACCAUCGUCACUAUCAGCAAAGACUCCGGCGACUGGAGCCUAUUGAAUGACCAGGUCCUGUUGCUGUCCAAGAAGCAUGGCCAACUCAAGCAGGCCACGACCAAGAUGGUCCAGGUCGUCAUGGGAUUUCUAGAUGAGACCCCUAGCGUGGAAACGAAACUUUCAGUCAUCGAGACCCUGCGAACAGUCACAGAGGGCAAGAUCUUCGUGGAAGUUGAACGAGCCCGCAUCACCCGUGCUCUGUCCAAUAUUAAAAAGUCUCAAGGCGAUUUGAAUUCUGCAGCCGAUAUCCUUUGCGAACUCCAGGUCGAAACAUUUGGUUCGAUGGCACGAAGAGAAAAGACCGAGUUCAUUUUAGAACAGGUUGCUUUGUGUAUUGAGCGAGGUGACUGGACACAAGCCGCCAUUCUCAGCCGGAAAAUCAGCAAACGUUACUUUGCACGCAAGCCUAAGAAGACACCAGAACAGCUGGAGAAGGAGCAGAAGGAGUAUGAGGAACGGUUAAAGACCCGUGCUUCGGACGAGCCUAUGCCGGAGAAGGAUGAGGACGUGACCGAUCUCAAGCUCCGAUAUUAUGAACAGCAGAUCACCCUGGCUAAGCAUGACCAUAACUAUCUCGACACCUGCAAGCACUAUCGCGAUGUUCUCGAUACCGAGUCCGUCGAGGAGAACCCGGAGCAGCUUCGCGCCGUCCUCGCACGAAUUGUCUACUACGUGGUACUCGCACCUUAUGACAACGAACAGUCCGACUUGUUGCACCGUAUCCAGCAAGACUCACGUUUGACACAAGUACCCGUGGAAUCUCGUCUUCUCAAACUCUUCACGGUACAUGAGCUGAUGCGCUGGCCCGAAAUUGCAGAAACUUUUGGACCUCACUUGACAGGGACUGAUGUUUUUAGCGCUGAGAAGAAUUCGACCGAACCGGAUGCAUUCCUCAGAUGGCAAGACUUGCGCAAGCGUGUGAUUGAGCACAAUGUGCGUGUUAUUGCCAAGUACUACACGCGCAUCCAAAUGGGCCGGUUGACGCAGCUGCUCGACUUGAAUGAGGAAGAGACGGAGAAGUACAUUAGCGAUCUAGUGACUUCGAAGACCAUCUAUGCCAAGAUUGACCGUCCUGCGCGUCAGGUCAAUUUUGCCAAACCUCGUGAUGCCGACGACGUAUUGAAUGAAUGGAGCAGUGACAUGAGGAGUCUCUUGGGGCUGCUGGAGAGAAUCGAUCAUCUGAUCACCAAGGAAGAGAUGAUGGCCCGAAUCCAGCCGACCAAGGGCGACAAGGUCAGGGCCUGA